This is a messenger RNA of Thamnophis elegans (Western terrestrial garter snake), 783 nucleotides long. RefSeq names its product leucine rich repeat containing 3C (gene LRRC3C). Gene Ontology annotation, molecular function: protein binding. Gene Ontology annotation, cellular component: plasma membrane. The transcript has a single exon. The coding region runs from base 1 to 783 and encodes 260 amino acids. The record is from RefSeq and is a predicted model, not a curated record. Lineage: Eukaryota; Metazoa; Chordata; Lepidosauria; Squamata; Natricidae.
AUGCCUUUUCUGGACUGGUUCCUCUACCACUCAGUUGCCAUGUGGCUGCUCCUCCAGAGUUUUGUUCUGAUGGCCUUUUGUUUCCACUCAGCCACCACUUUUCCCAAGGGGUGUUACCCCUCCACAGAAGAUGGCUUCAAAACGUUCCGCUGCAGCAAAGCUCAACUUACAGUUAUCCCAAAAGAUAUACCCAAUGAUACCAACAAGUUAUACUUGGAUUAUAACCAGAUUUCUUUCCUGCCCAAUGACGCCUUCCAACAUUUGCCACUUCUAGUAGAACUAGACUUGUCCCACAAUGUCAUAAGUCGCAUGGAAGUCGGAGUCUUUAGGGGCUUGUCAGAGAACCUGCAUUCACUGGACUUGUCUUCUAACAAGCUAGUGUCAAUCAAUAAAGAUGUCUUCAGUGCACUAAAAGCCAAAGCCAACUUAUCCAACAAUCCUUGGCUCUGUGACUGCACACUCCAGCAGCUCGUUGAGAGAGUAGAGCUGGUUGCUGGUACCUCUGAUGGGAUUGUGUGUGAUGCCUCUGCACGGAAAGAGCACAUUGGCAAGCCUUUUCUGCAGUUGAUUGGAGACAUAGAUUUCUGCAACAUCUAUAAAAAAACCACAGACAUCGCCAUGUUGGUCACCAUGUUCGGCUGGUUCGCCAUGGUGAUCUCAUAUUUAAUCUACUAUGUCCGGCAGAAUCAAGAGGAUGCCCGACGACACUUAGAGUAUCUCAAGUCCUUGCCCAGCAAGCAGAAGAAGUCAGAAGAGUCAUCUACAAUUAGCACUGUAGUGUGA